AAAUAUGUCAAAGAACGAGAUCAUUCAGAGAUUACAGAUACCAUGUCUGAAGACGUUGAAAGACUCUAUAAAAAACGGCUAACCGAGGGCCGGAAUUUACCAGAAGACACAGUAUGGCCGGUCAUUUGGGAUUUCGCAGGUCAAGAUAUCUAUCACGCUAUUCAUCCCAUUUUCAUGUCUCCAGACGAUAUUUAUCUGCUUGCCUUUGACCUAACUAAAGAACUCCAUGACCAAGCAGUUUGCCAAGUGAAUAUGCAUGGUCAUAAGGAGGAAACUGUUGAACAGCGUAACACUAAGGACACAAAUCUUGAUCACGUGAUGAGGUGGAUGAACCUGAUACACGCAUUAAAGAACUCUAAUGGCAAUAAAAGGUCACCUUCUGAUGACUUGCUUCCUCCCUCGCUUCCCCCUGUUUUUCUCGUGGGUACUCGCGCUGAUCUUGUAGAUCCAAGUAAAAGUAACGAAUUUAAACAGAAAUUCAUAGGAGUGAUGAACUCAUUGUAUGACCACGUUGUUGACGUUCUGGCUAUUGACAACACAAAAUCUGGCGAACAAGAGGGCCAAGAGAAAAUUCUUGCUCUAAGGGAAAAGUUACUGAAAGUAGCCGAAAAUAUGCCCCACAUCAAGGACCCGAUACCUUUGCAGUGGCAUCGUGUAGAAAAAGAACUUAGCCAGACUGUCUGGCAAGAAAAGAAGUAUAUCAAAAAGGAAACCUUCCGACAAAUUGCCUCGCCGUUCUGUAUCUUUCAAAACGAAGACGACGUUGACGCACUUUUAUAUUUCCUGCAUGCCCGUGGCUCUGUAGUUUACGAAGGUGGUAUUGUCUUCCUAGACCCUCCAUGGUUAAUCAGUUUGCUUACAAAGAUUAUCAGCGUUAACCCUUUGGGUGAGGAGGCAUCGGCCUACUCGCGUUAUCGCAAAAACCUUCAAGAAAAGGGGAUUCUUGACAGGGAAUUGCUUGAUUUUGGUUUCAGAAAACUGGAACUAGGGGAUCUUAAAGACACCUUCAUUUCCUUAAUGGAAAAGUUCAAUUUAAUUUGCAAGUGGCCAUCAGGAGACCCCAACGAGCCGCUAAUCCUUGUCCCGUGCAUGCUUACAUCAAAAGACGAAGAGGAAAAUAGCGGAGACGAGAUGACAAGUGCCUGCUGUGCUCCAUUGUACCUCACUUUUGAGGGAAGGAAUUAUGUACCAGUUGGGCUGUUUUGUCGACUUGUUGUGCUUUUUGGAAAACAGCUCUCAGUGAACCCUAAAGAGGAGCAUACAUACAGCCUGGACGCCGGUGAAGCCCAGUUUAGUCUUAAAGGGGACCAUUUCAUUAGUUUAGUGUGCUACAAGAGGGUGAUUGAGUUGUGCAUUUCGACGGUUGACGACGUAUCUCCACCAAAACACUGUGCAGACGUUCUGAGGUAG
This is a messenger RNA of Porites lobata, 1410 nucleotides long. Lineage: Eukaryota; Metazoa; Cnidaria; Anthozoa; Scleractinia; Poritidae. The record is from the annotation of a GenBank genome assembly.